UGAAGCGGAAACUUUUUGAAUGCAAACGGGCGCGGGUUUGUGCUUGCCAUUCAGCGAGGGAAAGGUGCGGUGGAAGUUCCAGGAUCCCAUCAUCCAGACACAACAGAAGAAAACAAGUAGCAACCUGAGAUCAACAUAACGUCAAGAAGUUUACGUCACUCACAAUGUCGCACAAGCAAAUCUACUACUCAGAAAAAUAUGACGACGACAAAUUCGAAUACAGACAUGUCAUGCUGCCUAAAGACAUCGCCAAGUUGGUACCAAAAACCCACUUGAUGUCCGAGACCGAGUGGAGGAACCUGGGCGUUCAGCAGAGCCAGGGCUGGGUACACUACAUGACUCACCAGCCAGAACCGCACAUCCUGCUGUUCCGUCGUCCACUGCCCCAGACAGCGUGACGCUAAACGAGGUGGCCGAGAAAGAAAGAGCGAGAAACGGAACUGUCCGAGGAGCCAGCGCGGCGACGACGCCAUUUACAGGAAAGGGAUCCCUGCUGGACAGAUGCACUAUGCCUUUUGUAAAGAGCUUGCCUGACCCAGUGACCAGCCCCACCAUUACCCACAACUCCCCAUGUUUUUAACCCAUCAAUUAAUUAUACUGUUCAUGUGUUGCCCCUGCUCUGGGUCUGUUGUGGUGCCUGCAUCAGAGUAACUGUGGUUCCCUCUUUAGAGGCGGAAUGAUGUUCUUAUUCCCCGUCAUGUCUGUAUGUACCCCCCCCCCCCCUCUCUCUCUCUUCAUAUUUAACUGCUCUUAUCUGUGUCUUAUCCGUAUAUAUGUGACCCCUCGUUGUCCCAUGUGCUGUCAGAUCAGCUGCUUUCCAUGUACGACCUUCAUUUUACACUGAAAUAAAUCUUUAAA
Molecule: messenger RNA, 858 nt
Organism: Sardina pilchardus (European sardine)
Lineage: Eukaryota; Metazoa; Chordata; Actinopteri; Clupeiformes; Clupeidae
Gene: cks1b
Product: CDC28 protein kinase regulatory subunit 1B
Exons: 4
Coding region: 165-398 (77 amino acids)
Biological process (GO): regulation of mitotic cell cycle
Cellular component (GO): cyclin-dependent protein kinase holoenzyme complex; SCF ubiquitin ligase complex
Molecular function (GO): histone binding; ubiquitin binding; protein kinase binding
Source: RefSeq, a predicted model, not a curated record